CAACCCCGCCCGCUCCGGUGCCUCGGGCGGAGAGGCUGCGAGCCCUCCUCGGGGAGCGGAGCGGCGGCGGCGGCGCUGCCGGGCGGAGGCAGCGGAGGGAUAUAAGUUCGGCGGUGGUGCGGCCGCGCCUCUUCCGGUUCUCCCUCAGAGCCGCCAUGACCAAGAAGAGGAGGAACAACGGGCGUGCCAAGAAGGGCCGCGGGCACGUGCAGCCCAUCCGCUGCACCAACUGCGCCCGCUGCGUGCCCAAGGACAAGGCCAUCAAGAAAUUCGUCAUCAGGAACAUCGUGGAGGCCGCUGCCGUCAGGGACAUCUCCGAGGCCAGCGUCUUCGACUCCUACGUGCUGCCCAAGCUGUACGUGAAGCUGCAUUACUGCGUCAGCUGCGCCAUCCACAGCAAGGUGGUUCGGAACCGCUCGCGCGAGGCCCGCAAGGACCGCACGCCCCCGCCCCGCUUCCGCCGUUUUUGGGGUCCCUGGGUGUGUUUUUGGGGUCCCUGACCCGCGUUUCCCCCUCCCCAGCCUACGUGCUGCCCAAGCUCUACGUGAAGCUGCAGUACUGCCCUGGGUGUAGUUUUGGAGCUGUUUUUGGGGUCCCUGGGUGUGUUUUUGGGGUCCCUGGGUGUAUUUUUGGGGUCCCUGACCCCCGUUUCCCCCUCCCCAGCCUACGUGCUGCCCAAGCUGUACGUGAAGCUGCAUUACUGCGUCAGCUGCGCCAUCCACAGCAAGGUGGUUCGGAACCGCUCGCGCGAGGCCCGCAAGGACCGCACGCCCCCGCCCCGCUUCCGCCCCGCCGGAGCAGCCCCCCGACCCCCCCCCAAGCCCAUGUGAGGAGACCCCGGCCCCGCGCGGGACCCCCAGAGCAGAGACCCCCAGAAUCAAUAAAGGAUCUGCCCUGA
Molecule: messenger RNA, 898 nt
Organism: Passer montanus (Eurasian tree sparrow)
Lineage: Eukaryota; Metazoa; Chordata; Aves; Passeriformes; Passeridae
Gene: RPS26
Product: ribosomal protein S26
Exons: 4
Coding region: 156-500 (114 amino acids)
Biological process (GO): translation
Cellular component (GO): cytosolic small ribosomal subunit; ribosome
Molecular function (GO): structural constituent of ribosome; mRNA binding
Source: RefSeq, a predicted model, not a curated record